AUGACUAGGCUCCGCGGCCCGUCUGUAAGCUCUUGCGAGAGCUCGCGUGGCGGUAAUGGUAUGGACCGCUCCCACUGCCACAGGUCCAAAUUGCCUCCGAACGCACCAGAUAUUAUCUUGCAAAAUACUGUCGAUGUUUCCGAUCCUGCCCAGGUGUUAUUGUGGUAUCGCGAUGAACGCCGGCGGCAGUUCAACAUUUUGGUGAGAAGGUACAAAAACCAACUACUCCACGGGUGUCGAGAUCCGAAUUGUCAAACCCCAACCUGUGCCAGCUAUCAGAAGAGAGUAUCAGAAGGGCCAUAUCGACGUUAUACCGAGCUGAGCGCGCGGACACUGGCUUGCUACUUAGCGAGUUUAGACAAUGCGGAAACGGGUCUCUGUCGUAAUCCUCCUCGUGUGCACUCCGAGUUAUCUUCCCAAGAUUCAACACGCCGGUCGAAACGUCGAACCCCUACACACUCCGCUCAAAGCCCGGCGCGACCCGAAUCCGCAGCAUCGGUCGAGAAGGCCAGCAGAACCCGCCCAUCAACCUCAUCAACGGAUAAUACAGCAAAUGUCAACUCGACGACACAGCCUCUGGAAGAUGGCCUUGUGCGCAGCUCGUCCCCGAUGCGCGGCUCCCGGAAACAUAUGGUUAUGGUGCCGGGCCCUAGCAACCCGGCGACUGAGCGAAUGAAGGACCCAAAAUCAUUUACCCAAAAUUUAUUUGAUACUCUUUCGUUGCGAAUGAUCGAGUGGCUUCCUCUUCGCCGGUCUCCUGGCUCGUUUGACCUUGAUCAAGCGCGCCCUCAUUACCGAGAAGCCCCUCGAUCUCCCAAUUCAGAUACCUGCCAAGCGCACUUGGAUUCGGAUAAAGACCAACCGUAUUUUAAGGAACGACCAUAUCAAGCUAACGCGGGCAGCAACCCGCAAACUCCUUCGUCACGCAACACUGGGUCUCAAACAACGGCAGUGGAGCUGAAGCAAUUCAAACGAUUAUCCCUAACAGAGACUGAACUACGACGUUCAAAUUCAAAAUCAAGUUUGGAUGAGAAACCCCUCCCCGAUUUGAAACCCGCCAGGAAGCUUUCCGUUAGUGCGCAUGCAAAUGCAAACGCGGACGAAUUUGUCAAUAUUCCUUCGCCGCCGGCGCUCAGACACCGUCCACAAAAACAUCGUGGAAGAACAUCUGAUGCAAACAAUACUCGCUUGUAUGAGAAGGCGAAGAAAGAGAGGCGAGUGUCUUGGGAUGGAGCGAAGUUCCUGAAUGAUGUUCAAUCACAACAUCAGCCGGAUCCUACUCCUAGCCCCAAGAACGAGGACUCUCCAAAGGCCCAGCCACCCAAAGACCAACGCCGCCACCACGACGGACCACAACUGGCGCUGGAUAUUACGACCAUUCAGUCACUCAGCCAUCUUAACGAUGAAAUCAUUGAUGGUUUAAAACAGAUGCUCAUAAUUUCUGAGGACGAAGCGGAAAAGUGGAGAGAGGAGCUGACGUUUAUGGAAACUAGCGGCAGCUACGAAGAUUCUGAAUGGCGAGUUGCAACGUCCCGGCAAUACGCAGUAUUCACGUUCAUCACUCAAAGUGUUUUUUAUGCGCUGGGGAGUAGCAGGCAACUUUUGCGCUCAUUUCGAAAGGACACGGCUCGUCCGCAUGAUUCCAACGAGGACUCACAGCUCAAUCUUCACCAGUUGCAACCCUCAUUACGCAAACUCUUUUCUAUUUGCCCUAAAGAUAUUGUUUUCCACAGUCUGUGGAAUGCUUUGGAGGCGUUGUUUGUCCCACCUAAAGAGCUUUCUGCAUCAGCAAGGAAUUCCCGACGCUCCUCUUACAACUCCAACCCUACUACUCCUGUUUCUGCUCCAAUAAUAAUUCGCCGAUCAUCCGAAACUGCCAGUCACCAGUAUAUCACUGAUGCUAAUGCUGCAGAUGUUGCAACGGUGGUCUUGUUUGCCUUAGCCAGCUCACUACCAGAAAUAGACAAUUCUACAUGGAGUUGUAUGGUUUUAAUGCGAUCUACUGGGUGCGUCGCUAUGGGCGCGGCUAUGGAAAUGUUUCGCCUGGACGACGCCCGAGUGGUUGUUGAAACCACAGAUGUUCUGGAACACGAAUUGGCCCUUCGAUUAGUUGAUCGUUUAGUGCGUGGCCUUACCGCGCGGUUAGCCUUCCAUGAGAUAUCCAAAACUCGAUCCGCAUAUAGUCAGCAGUCUUCGAAACGCAAAAGCAACGUUUUGGACACUUUCGUCGAAAUCCUCGGCCAACACUCCGAUCUCGUGGCCCAGUCUAGGAAUGGCAAGGGUUCGAACUCUCACGCACCUAGUGCGCCGGCGAUAAUCAACGAGUGGCUACGUACUCUUUUCAUGAAAUCCUGGGAUGGGAACCCUGAGAUAUCCAGAAGCAGUUCAGAAGGAGGUGUCGUGCAGAUAUUGUCCGUUCUUUAUCGAGAAAGAAACCGCCUUGGUCUUACACCAGAGGACUUCCACACUCACUUCCUCGCUGAGCGCCUGGAUCCUCUCGAGAUGCCUGUGGAAUGGAUAGCGCGAGUGUCAAGUAACAAAACUUUACACCUUUUGUCUUACCCGUUUUUAUUCCCCCCUUCCUCACUCGUCAUAUACUUUCGUGCUCUCAACUAUUCCGCCAUGUCCAAAUUCUAUGAAGCGGCUAUGACUACGACAAGACAUGUGAGCCAGACUGCUCUCGGAGCUAUCGAGAUCCAAGAUGAUAUUGGCCUUCUUGCUCGCAUGCGAACAUCAAUGACGACUUAUCUUGUGCUUGUCAUUCGACGGGAUAACAUACUCACAGACGCUUUGAAUCAACUUUGGCGGCGUGAAAGGCGAGAGCUCAUGCGGCCUUUAAAGGUCCAAAUGGGUAUGGAUGAAGGAGAAGAAGGGCUUGAUCACGGUGGCGUUCAACAAGAAUUUUUUCGGUUGCUGAUGGCGGAGGCUCUUAGCCCAUCGUACGGCAUGUUCACCACGGACGCCCGAACUCGCCUCUCAUGGUUUCAGCCAUGCUCGUUGGAGCCCCUUUACAAAUUCGAGCUUCUCGGAUUAUUGAUGUCGCUUGCCAUUUAUAAUGGUUUGACGCUCCCAGUGAAUUUUCCGACUGCAUUUUAUCGAAAGCUACUGGGGCUGAAACUAAAACAACUAGACCAUAUUCGUGAUGGGUGGCCGGAGCUGACCAGAGGACUGGAAGAACUCCUUCGUUGGAACCAAGGCGAUGUCGGUGAUAUUUUCAUGAGAACGUAUGAGUUUAGCUUUGAGGCAUUCGGCCGUGUUGAGACAGUUGAUAUGGAGAAAGUUCGCAGGGAUGCUCCGUGGCAUCUUUCGGUUGCACCUCCACAAUCUGGUCGCUCAGUACGGUACUCACCGUCAUGGUCGGAUGUCCGCCGUUAUACCGACCAGGCUAGCCUGAGUCCGCCGUCAUCGAUGGCUGCUGAAACUGCUGAUUCAUAUGAUGACGCUGCAAAAUUUGCGGCGAGCCUGCCUCCAUUACCUUCACCUACGCCUCCAGCCGACGAAGCUGCUUUGGUGACCAACGACAAUAGGAACCAGUUUGUAAAGGAUUAUAUCUUUUGGCUAACCGACAAGUCUAUCCGUCCACAAUUCGAGGCCUUUGCGAAGGGCUUUUAUACCUGCCUUGACCGCCAGUCCUUGUCUAUAUUCACGCCAGAGGCGCUGAAGACUGUGGUCGAGGGCAUCCAGGAGAUUGACAUGGCACAGUUGAAACGCCAUGCCCGAUACGAAGGCGGCUUUAGUGCGAGCCACCGGGUGAUACGAGACUUCUGGGAUAUUGUUGAAGAGUUCUCUGCUGAGAAAAAGGCGCAGCUGUUGGAGUUCGUCACUGCGAGUGACAGAGUGCCGGUCAAUGGGAUUUCGAGCAUCAUGUUCGUGAUCCAGAAGAACGGCGUAGGUGAUGCUCGGCUCCCGACCAGUUUGACGUGCUUUGGACGACUCCUGCUGCCAGAGUACUCAUCGAAAAGCAUGCUGGAGGAGAAGCUCAACAAGGCAUUGGAGAAUGCCCAGGGAUUCGGCGUUGCGUGA
Messenger RNA from Aspergillus puulaauensis, 4023 nucleotides. RefSeq names its product HECT domain protein. The transcript has 3 exons. Gene Ontology annotation, biological process: positive regulation of protein catabolic process; protein polyubiquitination; proteasome-mediated ubiquitin-dependent protein catabolic process. The record is from RefSeq and is a predicted model, not a curated record. Lineage: Eukaryota; Fungi; Ascomycota; Eurotiomycetes; Eurotiales; Aspergillaceae. Gene Ontology annotation, molecular function: ubiquitin-protein transferase activity. The coding region runs from base 1 to 4023 and encodes 1340 amino acids.